AACACGGUUUAAGGUUAUAGACAAGUUACAAGCCAACAAGGACAAAGUGAUGGUUAUGCACCCUGCUUUCAUGCAUUAUGUGCACAAUGCGUGGCUGCACAUUAAGUCUCGAAGAUCUUAUCCAUCUACGGGUUUUCUUGUGCUAAUAUUCGCCAUGCACAUUUGUGAUGAGGUAAAUGUGUUUGGCUUUGGUGCGAACAGUAAAGGCACCUGGCACCACUAUUUCGAAAAAACACCCAAGUCUUUCAAACGCACUGGUAAACACAGUGGCGGGAUUGAGUGUGAAACCAUCUUAGAACUUCACAAAAGGAGGCUGAUUGAUCUAUACACGGGGUGGUGA
Molecule: messenger RNA, 340 nt
Organism: Sinocyclocheilus grahami
Lineage: Eukaryota; Metazoa; Chordata; Actinopteri; Cypriniformes; Cyprinidae
Product: CMP-N-acetylneuraminate-beta-galactosamide-alpha-2,3-sialyltransferase 2-like
Exons: 3
Biological process (GO): sialylation
Cellular component (GO): membrane
Molecular function (GO): beta-galactoside (CMP) alpha-2,3-sialyltransferase activity
Source: RefSeq, a predicted model, not a curated record